This is a messenger RNA of Anopheles arabiensis, 2250 nucleotides long. RefSeq lists its product as uncharacterized. The transcript is spliced from 5 exons. NCBI's taxonomy places the organism in Eukaryota, Metazoa, Arthropoda, Insecta, Diptera, Culicidae. The coding region runs from base 824 to 2047 and encodes 407 amino acids. The record is from RefSeq and is a predicted model, not a curated record.
UUGCAUCACAGUAAACGAUCAAGUUUUGCCAAUCUUAGAAGCUGUCUAGUGGACGCCACCUCUCGGGUGGGUAGCAGAACAAUUGUAAAGAAUUGGUACAUCAAUCAAGUGGCUGGAGCACUCGCGGCGCUAAUCCUUAAAAACUGGCGUACGGCACACAUUCGACACGAUUGGUGGCAUAAGAUUUCAAGUGGACAUUCUGAUUGGAUUUCGCAACAUUUAUCAGUACGGAGCUUCUGAAAAGGAGGGCGUCGUAUGGGCACUUCAGACAGUGACACUGAGAAAGGGCGCGACAGGUGAUGUUCCUGCGUUCUAACUCGAUUAAUGGCACCAAGAAAACAUAACUUUCCUACGAAGGCACGAAAAUAAAUCACAGCAGACUCAGCCCUUGCAGCUCUUCGUUGAUCGGUUCGGGGAUUCUGACUCGUGUACAUUCCGUACCAUUACGCUGUGUGUGCUGGUGAAGCACUGGUAUCGAGUUAUCAGUGCCCUAGGAUUAAUCGUUCGUCAUUUGACGAUAACGCCUCCGGUAGGUCAAUAUCAUUUGCUGCGGAUUUUUUCGGUUUGUCGUAAGAAAGUUUGCCAGAUCCGUUCGUGCGCGGCGAAUAGAUAACGUUGCGCCAUUUAUCACCUGCCCAUCGUACACGAAUUAAAGCUACAGCAGAGGGUGGUUUUAUUUCACGGUGGGGUGUAUUUGUUUCUAUGUAGUACGCGUAUCGAUUCGCGAAGCCGAACUCAGUCAGUCAGUCAGUCCGGAGAAUCCGUUCAUUGCGAUACACGGAACGCGAGCGGCUCCGUUGAAAUCUAUCCGUCCGCACUCACGAUGGCUUUAGGUAACGCUCUGUACCCGCUGACCGCUACGGUGCUUCUCUGUGUCGUCGGUUUUGCAACGUCCUCCAAUGAGAACAGUCGAUUCUUGAUCAAUAGCAGACUAGAGGUCAACGUUAAGUCCUUACUAGGCGAAAUUUGUGGAACCAACUCAUCCCUGCUCAGCAUCGGCGUGAAAUCGCUCAGCAAUGAGUAUAGCGACCGUACAGUCGAGAACUUGUGUGGCAAUGAAACUACGGAAGUGUUGCUGUGGAUACCAGUCGGAAACUUUGGAAAUCUAGCCGAGUUAGGAUUGUCCAGUCGCUACUUGGGCAAGGGCGCUGGUGACGAAGAUUUCGCCGAGUACUGCAGCUAUGACGUAACGACCAAAUCCUGCACUACUGAUAACGGUGCCGUGGAAGGGUCAAUUCUGCUGCUGGCGGAGAAAUUCCCCGAACGAUAUGAGCUGCGCGAUCUGGUGUACAAAAAGUGGCGAAACUCUACCCACCUCGGUGCACCGAUUCUGGCCUAUGGAACGUUGAAGAAUCGAGAACCCGCCUACAAGUACGUUGAUCAGGAUAUUUCUUAUCUGGCGGAUACACGCAUCGAGUACGUCCUACCGGCAACCGUUACACACGGCAUUCCGCUGUCGGUGUACCGCGGUAAAACGGAAUCCUACAAGCUAGUCGCGGGCGAAACUUACUACAGCAGAAUUUUUAAGACUAUCAACGCUAUCCGUUACAUGAGUCCUUACUCCACUAUCAAUGUCACUGUCAUUGGAUCCGAAGGCCGGGACUAUCGUGAAUUCCGCGCCAAAUUGGUUACCGUGUACACCGAUGAGGAGGGUUACGGGUGGUCGAAAUCACUAUCGUCGAUAGAAGCUGCGAUGAUUGAAACCAAGCUAACCGAGACGCAUGUAGAGUAUGCACUGCCCGUGAACUUGUACGAUACGCAGCCACCGGUACUAUCGCCGCUUCUGCCCGCUCUCAAUGAAGGUAACAGUAUCGUCGAUAAAGGCCAGCAGCCGGCAAAGGGAAUUGUAGCGAAACCAGAAAACAUUCACAUCCAUAUCAGCGAGCUAGACUUUGGACAGGCGUAUCCAGGAUUCCGUAACGUAGCCGUCGGUGCUGCAAUUUUGUUCUUCUCCGUCCUUGGAGUGGCGAUCAUCGAUAUGAUAAGACGCACUAUCGCUAACCGACGCGCCAAACGAUUGCAUCUCGGCAAGUACAGUCGAACGUAAAGGCGCAUACGGUUGCGUAAAAUAUAUCGUAGCACAUCAAUCAUUGCCGAGCGUUAGGGUUAUGUUAAAAUCUUCGUAGUGCGUUACGCAUUUUAUUAGCACGUUCAUUGCAGCAUUCACAAGUAUUAGUAAGUAGUUUACCAAACUUUUCUGUGACUCGCCGAGUGUAUUAAACGUUGGAAUAAAACAAUAAAAUUAUUUAA